AAUAAGCUUCCCAAUCAGCUCGCCGGGGGAAGAGCGCUCCCUCCCUCGCCGGCCGGCGCCCUCCCUGCCCGCGCGCAGCUCCCCCAUCCUCCCCUUCCCUUCCGUCCCCUCCCUGUCGGGGCGGAAUCGAGUCCAAGGCAGGAUCAGGUUCCCCGCCUUCCAGUCCGAAAAUCCCGCCAAGGGAGCCGCCGAGCCGAGGAAGCCCGAGGUGAAGCCAGCGGGAGAAAGAGACCAGCGAGCCGGUCCCCGCCAGCAGGGAGGGAGCAGCCCGCGCCGCCCGCAGCAGCCACCGGGUACCUGGACCGCGAGCAGCAAACCUCGCCCCUUUCAACAAAGGCAGCCCGAGCGCAGACAGCGCGUUUACAACUCAAAAAUGCAGUCCCAACAGUACCUGCAGCAGCGUCGAAAAUUUGCAGCUGCCUUCUUGGCAUUCAUUUUCAUUUUGGCAGCUGUGGACACUGCUGAAGCAGGGAAGAAAGAGAAACCAGAAAAGAAAGUGAAGAAGUCUGACUGUGGAGAAUGGCAGUGGAGUGUGUGUGUGCCCACCAGCGGAGACUGUGGGCUGGGCACCCGGGAGGGCACCCGCAGUGGAGCUGAGUGCAAACAAACCAUGAAGACCCAGAGAUGUAAGAUCCCCUGCAACUGGAAGAAGCAGUUUGGAGCGGAGUGCAAAUACCAAUUCCAGGCCUGGGGAGAAUGUGACCUGAAUACCGCCUUGAAGACCAGAACUGGGAGUCUGAAGCGAGCCCUCCACAAUGCUGACUGCCAGAAGACCGUCACCAUCUCCAAGCCCUGCGGCAAACUGACCAAGCCCAAGCCUCAAGUCAGGUAUGGGUAUAAGCUCACCUCCUUUGAAAAGGAGAAGGUAAGCUUUGUAAUGCUCAAUCCUGAUAAGCCAUAUGACCUCCCAAACAAAGGUGACAUUUUCUACAACAUUAUUUCUAAAACUAUUCUGGAAGACAUCCCUCAGAAUAAAGCUCUCAGGAAGACAGGGACCUGA
Messenger RNA from Myotis lucifugus (little brown bat), 1000 nucleotides. RefSeq names its product pleiotrophin (gene PTN). The coding region runs from base 374 to 1000 and encodes 208 amino acids. The transcript is spliced from 5 exons. Lineage: Eukaryota; Metazoa; Chordata; Mammalia; Chiroptera; Vespertilionidae. Gene Ontology annotation, molecular function: growth factor activity. The record is from RefSeq and is a predicted model, not a curated record.